Messenger RNA from Chanos chanos (milkfish), 1401 nucleotides. RefSeq names its product zona pellucida glycoprotein 3b (gene zp3b). Gene Ontology annotation, molecular function: acrosin binding. Gene Ontology annotation, cellular component: extracellular matrix. The transcript has 8 exons. The coding region runs from base 1 to 1401 and encodes 466 amino acids. Lineage: Eukaryota; Metazoa; Chordata; Actinopteri; Gonorynchiformes; Chanidae. The record is from RefSeq and is a predicted model, not a curated record. Gene Ontology annotation, biological process: binding of sperm to zona pellucida; positive regulation of acrosome reaction; egg coat formation.
AUGGAACACUGUCGAAAGCACCCGAAAUUCGUUGCUGUUUUAUUAACAUUGCUGAUCCUUGCCGAACGCUAUCCCUCCAGUUAUUCUCAGAAGGAUGUUAAAAGCCAGGCAGUUUUAAAUCAGCGGCAAGUUUACGUAAAUCAGCAAAAUUCGGCUAAGCUGGCUACUGGACCCACUCGGCGCCCACAUCCAAAGACAGUCUUAGUUACCUGCAAUGAACGUGCCAUAGAGGUAGUGGUGAAAGCAGAUUUAUUUGAGACCGGUAUCCUCGUGGAACCUGAGGAUCUGUGGUUGGGUGCGUCCUCAGGGCAUGAAGGGAAGUCCCAAUAUGUGUGUGGAGCUGUGUCGACUGGAGAGUCUGAGUACACAGUUUACGCAGAGCUUAAUGAUUGUGGAACCCAGCUCUAUCUCACAGAGGAUGCAGUAGUUUAUGCCAACCAGCUUGUCUAUUCCCCUAACCCGUCUCCAGAUGGAGUCAUCCUUCUGGAGGGUGUGGUGAUACCCAUAGAGUGUCAUUAUCGAAGGAGAUAUGCUCUGGAUAGCGUUGCUGUUGUACCCACAUGGAUCCCCUUUGCCUCCACUGUUACUGCCAAUGACAUUUUGGAAUUCCACCUCAAGAUAAUGUCUGAUGACUGGACACAUGAGAGGGGCUCAAACAUCUUUUUCCUUGGUGAUGCCAUUCACUUGGAGGCAUCAGUUACUGUGGCCCGCCAUGGGCCCCUCCGACUGUUUGUGGACAGCUGCGUGGCCACACCAACUCCUGACCCGAAUGGAGAUGUCAAAUAUUCCUUUAUAGAGCACUACGGAUGUCUUGCUGACAGUGUGCUUACUGGUUCGGACUCCAGGUUCUUACCCAGAGUUCAAGAUGACAAACUGCAGAUAGCACUUGAUGCCUUCCACUUUUAUCAGGGCACUGGUAAUUUGAUCUACAUUGUUUGUCAUCUCAAGGCAGUCCCUGCAAACCAGGUGGUUGACUCCCAGAACCGCGCUUGUGCGUCUGUGGACAAAAUGUGGAGGUCUGUGGAUGGUAAUGAUCAGGUUUGCCGCAGCUGCGACAAAGCCAUUAGGGCUUCCAUGCCAAAAUCUACUAGGCUGCCUCGUGUUGUGUCGACGACAACGACCACAAGGCCUCCACAGACAAGAAGCACUAAAAAGCAUGAAUCUGCCAGCUUCUUUCGUGUUAGACCCGGGGUUACCCCCAAAACUGUAGCUCCAACUAAUGUAGCCAUUCCCGUCAGUGCAAUAAUUGAGGAACUUGGGGAUAUGUCCCUCAGUGGAACAGGAACCACCACCGCUGCUGAUGUUUUGGAGCUUAAGACCACUGCUAAAGGUGGAACCCUAACCCUGAUGGAGGAAACAGGCUUCAUCAAUAAAUCCACCAAAAACUCUUCUGCCACCUGA